Molecule: messenger RNA, 888 nt
Organism: Drosophila hydei
Lineage: Eukaryota; Metazoa; Arthropoda; Insecta; Diptera; Drosophilidae
Exons: 2
Coding region: 1-888 (295 amino acids)
Source: RefSeq, a predicted model, not a curated record
AUGUUACCUCCUUGCUGCAAGAACUUUGUCCGUGAAAUUUUGUCAACGGACCUGUACUCGGGUUUCUUUGCCCGAAACGGCGGGUAUAUAAAACGUCAGAAGUUCCAGCCGCUGCGCCCGGCGGUGUCCGCGAAGGAGAUGAAUCUGAGCUCGACACUGACGGGCAAAAGCGAGUCGAUGACGUGGCUGCCCGCCCAAAACAGCGUGCCUCUUUGGAGCCGGCGACUACCUCUAACGGGAUCGCGUAAAAAGUGGUUCGCAUUUGAUGUGGAAUUCGAUGAGCGUCUAUGGUCACUCUGGGGCGGACUGCAUCCGCGUUCCACCUACUUCGACAGCCAGGCGAGAGGGCACCAGACCUGCUGUGUGGUUGCUUGCUGUGCGGCGAGCGUCCUGCUCAGCCUCAAAGGGUGGACAUCCAAGCUGCUCGAUGUCAUUGUCGUCGCUGGAGACAAAUACUAUCGAGCGAGCAUGCGGCGUAGUAGCAACCCGGAUGAUCUGGCGCUCGAGUGCAACUUUCACGGCACGGACUUCUUGGUCCAGCUGCAGUUGAUGGCCCAUGGACAGCUCUACAGCUCACCUGCCGGCCCGGCUAUGGGCCUCUAUGAAGCCCUCAACUUCUUCUUCACGCGUUAUCAGUUCAGCAUAGUCCAGUGCCAGGGGCACCAUCUGGCAUUUGGCUACUCCUCCUGCCGGAACGGAGGAUACUUUUUCUACGACUGCAGUGGCUGGGAUCGGCCCGUCUUUCCAGACAACAUGGGCGCCUCCUAUGUGCUGCGUUGCAAGCAGCUGCUACUACUCGUCUACUGCAUCGUGGUGACCCUGAACGUGCGAAGAGCUGGAAUAGAUUUUCAAAUUUUUAGCGUACAAGCAGAUCAAGUAGUGAACUAG